This is a messenger RNA of Lutzomyia longipalpis, 5440 nucleotides long. It is a transcript of the gene Gmd, whose product is annotated as GDP-mannose 4,6 dehydratase. Gene Ontology annotation, molecular function: GDP-mannose 4,6-dehydratase activity. The record is from RefSeq and is a predicted model, not a curated record. The coding region runs from base 112 to 5136 and encodes 1674 amino acids. The transcript has 6 exons. NCBI's taxonomy places the organism in Eukaryota, Metazoa, Arthropoda, Insecta, Diptera, Psychodidae. Gene Ontology annotation, biological process: GDP-mannose metabolic process.
CAAAUUCUAUCAGGCGUCUACAUCAGAACUCUAUGGGAAAGUCCUGGAAACACCACAGACGGAGAAAACUCCAUUCUACCCAAGAUCUCCAUACGUAAGACGUGCCACACCAUGGCGAGAAACUUGGCGGAAGGAGUUCUCGUAAGCGUCCUCCUCCUGGCCACACUCAACCUGUGCCACAGUGAGACAACGAAGGAAGACAAGCCCCGAUGGUCACGACAGAUCCAAAAUCCUGGCUUUACGUCACCAUCGCAACCGAGUGCAACGGGCGAUUGGGUGCCCAUUGCACAGAACUGUCCAACGUGCCAACCAGGUCAGGAGGAAGCCAAAGAGAGAGCUGGACGUGUGCUGAAUUUCCCGCCACAGCAGCCUGAGCAGCAACUUCAGCAGCAGCCGCAACUUCAGCCAUCUGCCAUCCCAUCGGCUCCAUCAGCACCAUCGGGACCGGCACAACCAACAGCUGCGCAAAAUCAAUUCCUAACAGGACCACCAAAUUUCCAUUCCAAUGAUCUGAAUCAUCAGCCACAGCCGCAGAUCCCAUUCCUUCCCACUGAAACCCUCGCUGGGCAGAGAUUUGUGCUGCAACCCCCGCAUAGCUUCCACUUCCACCAUCCACCACCACCCAGACAAGCUUCCUACCCAUACAAUCCAUUCAACUUCCCUCCUGGGCCUCCCCCACCGCCGCCACCACCACCACCAACGUCCCAACAAAGCAAACCUCUGAUUUCCCACGCCCAGCCGCAGUAUGUUAGUGAGCAAUUGCCACCAGUCCCAAAGCAACGGCAGACGUUCAAUCCAUUCCAGAAUACAGCUCCACAAUCGAAGAUCCCCAAACAUCCACAACACACUUCCCAUCAGCAUCCACAGCAUCAGCAUUCACAGCAUCAACAUUCGCAGCAUCAACAUUCAGGACAUCAGACAGACGAUGAAAUUCAACUGCUGUACGUGCCACUGGAUACAUUCUAUCAGCAGAAGCAGCAAUCACCAACGACAUUCAUCACACAUCAUCGGUACAAUAUCUUGCCACCCCCCGUAAAUCCGGCCCAAAUAAAUAACUUCUACACGCCGCCACCAACGCCGUCAAGCACGAGCACAACCACCAGCACCCCUCCCGCCGCCCAGUCCAAGGCGAAAGGAAAACUAAAACCCCACCAACCACCCCUGGCGAUGUUUAUGCGCCACGAAACGGGCGAAAAGCCAAGCUCCGUGAAUGACGUGCUAAAAACACUAAAACACGCCAAAUCGAUCGAUGUGCUCGAUUCACCGAUGAAGAAUGCCCCAAAAAUCUUCAUUGGCCCCUCCGGGUUGAAGGCCCCGGACAACUACUUCAAAUACGACCUUCCCUAUUUGUCCACAAUUGAACAGAAUCGCUUUGAACGCAAAGUGGAGAACCUACCAUUCUUCGUAGCACCACUGAGCUAUAACACACCGAAUGGCUUCGCAAAGAUACCAUUGCCAGCACCGCACGUUGGUUCAGUUGUAGUUAACAGUCCCGUGACCACACCACAGCCCGAUAUAAGCACACCAUCCACCAAGAAACCCUUCUUCGGCACACCAUUCCCACAGAAAUACGAUCCACAGACUAACAAAUACAUUAACAUGCCUCUAACGGAGAACUAUUCCAGCCAAAAUGCCCCCAUUGCCCAGUCAACGGCUCAAGCACCCACAGCCGUUGGUGCCUACCAGACAGUUGAUCGGCUACCCUCAUUCACAACUCACGCUCCACGGCAGUACUUCACAUCGCCUGAGCAGCCACGUGCACCACAAACAUUCCCCGGCUCCAAUCCAUCGGGGAAUUUCCAAUUCACCUUUGACAACACCGCGCAUCGACCGCGUACGCAGCAAAGCAAGCUGAAGGUGACCUUUCCACAAAAUUCCAAUCCUCACGUUGUCAAUGAGGAAUACUUCAGCCUCGACAAGACAAAGGCUUCGUCUCAAGCAACACAAGACUUUACGGGACCCGUUGAUAUAAGAUACGAGCAGAAGAUUAAUCCACAUGUUACGCCAAACUUCAGCUUUGACUAUCGUGCUCAACCCAACAAAGAGGCAACGUCAACGCAAAAUCCCGAAGAUACCAUCCCAGUUAAAGUUCAACCAUCACAGACAGCAACAAGGCAGGGUCACUAUAUCUUGUCUCCAGCUCCGCAAGACUACCAAAUACCAAAUCGUUCACCAUCCAAGACGAGUUUUGCUGCAACAGGACCUUUUGAAUCUGCCAAAGACACCUACAAUGCCUAUGAUGUCCCUAAGCGACCUUCCUCGUUGACUUUCUACCCAACGGCACCUGCAGCAACGACAACAACACCCCCACCGCCACCACCAACACCCACAACAAUCACCUACUACAAACCAAAGGCUCCUAUUCCAAUUGAUGAGGACUACCAGUCACCACAGCCUCAGAGGAAGCAAGUUCAUAGCUUUAGAUUGGUCCCCACUGUUUUGGGAACAACAGCUGGACCCCAGGUAGAUGAUGAACCAAUAAAUUAUCGUGUUAAACCACUGCAAGAGAGAACAGUUUUCCCGAAAACAACUCAAACUACGCAACAAUCAACCACACGACGUCCUACAGUUGAGGAGUACUUCAUUCCCACCGAGAGGACGGUUUAUCAGCAUGUUUACCCAACGGAUAGUACAAUUCCCCCGUCAAUUGAUGUGGGAGGACGCUUCCAACCUGAUGAUUACUACUACAGCACAACAGAUGAACCACUGACAACAACACAGCAAUCAUCAACAACGCAAAACGUGUAUCAGAAUAGCUAUUCUGAACUUCCGCAGAUUAAUGCAAAUCUCCCAGGUUUAGUGAAUUCCCUUAUGGACAAUGAACAAGUUACCGAGGAACCUUUCACAACAACAACAAGGAGACCUGCUCCUCGUGGACGAAGACCAUCAGCUCCGAGAACAACAACAUCACCACAAACAUCAGCAGCAGAAGUUGCCACAAGACGUCCAGUUCAGAGGGUGCGCACACGACCAACACGUCCACCAAAUACAUCAGCUAACUCCUACCGAACAUCAACAGUUGUACGCAACCCCAAUCGCGUGCGUUUCAAUCAGCAAUCUGCUGAAGAACAAGCGCCACCACCGGUAAGAUCAAAGCCCAAAGUUCAUUCGCACAAAGUCAAGGAGGAGCAGAACUUGGAUUACCAGAGAGAUGUCCUCAAACAGAAUUACCCCGUAAUCAAACCCAUUCACACGUCAACCACUGAAGUUGUGAGGCAGCCACCUGAGCCACAACAGGUUAGAGAUCAACUGCGUGAAACUGCUUCACGAGACAAUCAGUACUAUGACAUAAGGAGUCCAGCUGAAGAGAAUCAAGUGACACCAUCGAGGGAAGAGCCGCAGCAGGAAUACAUUUUACCAGCAAAUCAUGCUCCAGCUCCACUCAAUGAAUUACCAGCUGUGGUUGCAUCUACAACGGCUGAGGCAAUUUUGCAGCAGCAGCAGGAAGAGGAGAGAACUGAACUAUUCCCUGGGCUCAAUGUGAAGGCAAUGCAAGUACCACAGGAGUAUGCUCCCAGUGCAAGAGAUGAAUUUCCAUUACGUGAAGAACCUGAGAGGGUUGUUGUGAUCAAUGGGAAGCCAAAGGAGCAGAAUUAUCCUGUUUAUAGGACUAGUACAGAACCAUCAACAACAUCCACAACACAAGCCCCGACAACGGUUGUUUCGCGACAUGAAUCUCAGCGAAUUAGACGUCCAUCAUUCGUUAAAAGACCUGCUAGGCCCAUUUAUACUACAACUAGUCCUCGGACGCCAACAACGGAAAUCAACGAAGACAGAUAUACGGCGAGGAAUAGGUAUAGAUCUGAAGGAAGGACUGAAACAACAACUCACAGGCCAGUAAAUCCCAAAAUUAGAGCCCGUCUCCGUAGGCCAACAACAACAACAACCACCCAACAGUACGAUGAUGAAUAUCAAACAGAAAUUUCUGCCACAGAAGAGCCAAGAAGUCGCUACAAGACAAACACCAGGGCUCAGUACAAACCAAGGCAGAAGACGCGGUUUGGACUUCAAACCCAGGAAUCUCAGUGGUCAACUAAACUCACGCAGAACUCUUUCCAGCCAAUUGAUUACAAGGAAAAUGGAAAGGCCAUUGACUACGAUCCGGAGAAUGAACCUGAAAUUGUAACAGCAGGAGCUGAACCGGACAAUGAUACUUAUGAAUUCAAAGUCACACCUGGAAGGACGCCAAAUAUGAUUAGUUUUAGUGAAAAUGAAACCAACAUCAGAUCAAGAGACGAUAGGGAAACAACCCUUGCAAGUCUUAUUGAGGAUGUUGUCACAGAGGUGGAUAAUGAUCUCGUAACACGAUCAGAAGGCCUCGAUGAACGAAAUGAAGUUCUCCCUAAACGCCCAGACAGUGGUGACAGUGUAUCGGAGGCAUCAUCGACGACAACAGCACAGGCAGGAGAUCGUCCAACAAAGGGAAAACGUCGUGGUGUAUGGCGGAGGGUACGUGUAAGGCCACUUUCGGAUGCAUUCGAAACAGCAGAAUCCAUCAACAUUGGCCGGCAGGUGUUCAAUGUGCUGCCAAAUGGGAAGAAGGAGCUCGUAGAUGAGCCAAAAGGUGCCUAUGAGAGUCACUCGAAGAAGAAGGACUCAGCUACACCCAUUGAGGAAGCCACCUCACCGGGAGACAUUGAUUUGGGAACAGGAGCUCCAGAAGAGAGUACGGAUUUUGCCACGGAGACUGCAACAGAUGCCGUCACGGAGACGAAGAUUCCCAAAGACUUUGUAAGAGAAACAACACCUCCACUUGACUACACGGACAUGGAUGUGGACACCGAGGAGACGUAUACAGCCAAAGUGGAACCAAUUGAUGUGGAAAGGACAACACAAUCUGGUUCAAUGUUUGAUGAAGUGAGGAAGAAGUUGGUUGAUCUGUUCAUGUUGCCCGAUGAGGAUGUUGAGGAGGGACGUGCUCAGACAACCUUCGAAGCUAGAACGCUGUCCAACAGCGUCGAAAGGACAACAUCCACAACACAGGCACCACCACAGAGUCCCGCCACUGAGUACACACCCUUCCUGCGGGAUCCAGUGAUGGGGAAUCUCGUGAUAGCCACAUCCACGUCAACGGAAAUUAGUCACCAAACAGAAAUUUGCUUCCGCGGACGGUGUGUAAAGUCCGUGAAGACGUAAAAGAAGCAAAAACCAUAGAUUUUAGGUGUAAAUUAAUGAGAAAAAAAUUGGGGUUUACCUAGCAUUUAGGGAGCAGUCUUCUAUAUUUUAUUUUUAAUUUUAUAAAACUCCCCGGAGCCUUUCGGGGGAAGAAAUCUUUUGAGAAACAAAAUAAAACACAAAAAGACACUUUUUUUAUAAAAACACUCUUGUAAGCAUUCUCAAACAGCUACUCCAAUACCUUUAUUUUGUAUAUUUUUUUAAAUUUAACUUGUAGGUAUGAUAAGAAUAAAUUAAUUAUUUUUUAAUUAUGAAAAUUAAUCAU